AUGGUGGGUGUUGCGGUGCAACGACAGAGGAGAUGGACGAAGAUAGGUGGAUACAUGCAUAACAUAAUGUCUCAAGAAAUUAAUAUGAAUGAAGACAAUGGAGAGGAACCUGUUGUGUUUAAAAAUAUUGAUGGUUCUGAUGCCUUCAAUACUUCUCAGGUGUUUGUUACCCAUGAUGACGUUUUGCAUUGGGCUCGCUCUCUUGCGUAUGAUAUUGGUUUUGUGGUGGUGAUAAUGAGGUUAGCCACAAAUACUGGAAAGAGAGGAAUGACCUCAUAUGUUUUAAUUGGUUAUGAGAAAAGUGGAAAAUAUAGUAGUAGAAAAUGUGGGUGUUCGUUUAAGCUGCGAGUGAAACCAGUGUUGGGAGGUGAAAGGUGGAUGGUGAAGUUAAUAUGUGAGAAUCAUAAUCAUUCAUUGGCUAAGUCAUUCAUUGAACAUCCAUAUGUUGGUCAACUGAUUGAGGAUGAGAAUAUUAUUAUUGGUGAUAUGACAAAGUCAAUGGUCAAAUCAAAGAAUAUUCUUUUCACUUUGAAGGAACACAAUGCCAACAAUGAAAGACGAAGAUGUUGUACGUGA
Molecule: messenger RNA, 576 nt
Organism: Glycine soja
Lineage: Eukaryota; Viridiplantae; Streptophyta; Magnoliopsida; Fabales; Fabaceae
Exons: 3
Coding region: 1-576 (191 amino acids)
Source: RefSeq, a predicted model, not a curated record